Molecule: messenger RNA, 758 nt
Organism: Bombyx mori (domestic silkworm)
Lineage: Eukaryota; Metazoa; Arthropoda; Insecta; Lepidoptera; Bombycidae
Product: ribosome biogenesis protein BOP1 homolog
Exons: 3
Coding region: 6-587 (193 amino acids)
Source: RefSeq, a predicted model, not a curated record
GAAAAAUGUCUGAAAAUCAAGAGGAGCCAUGCACAUCAUCAAGUAAUCCAGCGAAUAAUGGAAAGGAAGAGAAAGAGCAAGGUGGGGAAAACCGUCCUCCAAACAAUUCUGAUAGUGACAGAGUGGUCGUAGGUGUAUUAACAAUGCCACUUAAAAAAAGUCAAUCAUCAUCUAAGACUGAGACUAUGGAGGCUGAUACUACAGGCAUCACCUUAGAGACCACCUCCAAUGAAAACUCUCAAAAUACUGAUGACCAAGAGCAGGCUGGUGAAAAUGAUGAAAGUGGUCAAAAUGAUGAGGCUUCUCAAAAUGCCGACAGUCCCCGAAAUGAUGAGGGUCCUAAAAAUGAUGCUGAAGAAACAUCAAAUGAUGAAAGUAGCACGUCCAGUGAAUCCAGCGACGAUGCUGACAAGAGUCGCGAGAGAGAAGCAUCACCCGAGCAUGAUGACAGUCAGCCAGAAGAUUUGGCCAUAGAAACUUCUGAAUCCGAUUUUCAUGCAUACUGGCGUCGUGCAGAUCAUAUCCAGUUGCCUCCACAACUACCACCAACUGUAGAUGUACGCGUUAAUACAGCCAAUUGUGUUUGAAUACAGCUCGGAGAAAUUCCCGUAUGUUAGAUCGUCGAUGAGCCAGUCGUUUUUAUAAAUAUGAUCUCGUUGUUACAAUCAUCGUUGACGGCAAAAAACGGCUGUAAUAUUUUCGGUAUUUGUCCAAGUUUACGAAGAUUUAAAUUUUUUACGUGAAGUUCAAAUAACAAA